Messenger RNA from Penicillium mononematosum, 1047 nucleotides. RefSeq names its product F-box protein. The transcript has a single exon. Gene Ontology annotation, molecular function: protein binding. Lineage: Eukaryota; Fungi; Ascomycota; Eurotiomycetes; Eurotiales; Aspergillaceae. The record is from RefSeq and is a predicted model, not a curated record. Bases 1 to 1047 code for a protein of 348 amino acids.
AUGGCUACCCUUAUACCCCGCGGAUAUCGCUCCACCACUGAAUACUGUUUCGACGAAGCGCAAGCCGACGCCAUUGUACGGACCACUGCCUACCACCGCAGAGCCUACUGUCUAUCAGUGAUCUGGUACUCGCCUCAUGAACACGUCGGUAUUCGGCCGUCAAUGGCAUCAUCCUUCCAACAGGCUUCGAAAGUUGGAAUCGGCUACCUCGACCGGCUACCCCUCGAACUCUUGUUUGACAUAUUAUACCGUCUGGAUAUGCAUUCCGUAUUCAAGUUUCGACAAAUCAGUCUCAGAUCAAGACAGAUCGUAGACUCUCUCAACCAGUAUCAGAGUGUAGUCUCGCAUGGACUAAACCUCUUCUGCACCUUAUUACGGACUGGACUUGCCAUCGACAUUUCUCUACUCGACUUUUACGACGCAUUAUGUAUCAAGAACUGCACCCUUUGCGGCGAAUUCGCCGGAUUUAUAUCCCUUCUAGUAUGGAAGCGAUGCUGUUUCAAAUGCCUCCAGGAAUCUCCAGAAACCCAAGUGCGGACUCUCGCCUCAGUCCGAAAACAAUUCCACAUGACCAAAGACAACCAACUAAGGUCAUUCAAGUCCUUGCCUGGGAUAUAUUCGAUGAAUGAAUCUACGCAAAAUACCCGCAUUACGAUCGUCUCUCUUUAUCAAGCUACUGCUACUUUAGCUUAUAAACGACAACCGCAUACAACUUCGCAAGCCCAAGCGAGCUCGGAUAGAAAUAAAAAGUUCAACUUCAUGGCGUCGUGCGCGCUUCCUUAUUACGAUAAGCAGACUGGCACAGUGGAACGCGGAAUUUCGUGUGCCGGGUGUCAACUUGCUAUUGAGAAAGAUAUUAUCGGUACUAGGGACAGGGACUGGGGAUACGAGGCUCGAGACAAAGUGUAUGCGCGAGACGGCUUUUUGGACCAUUUUCGGUGGUGUGAACAGGCACAGCUCCUAUGGAGAUCGAGUGGCGAGGGUAGAAACCGGCCACCCGAGUUGCCUGUCGCUGCUCGGACAGGAGGCUAUUUUCGGAGAGGAUGA